Haliotis rubra (blacklip abalone) is the source of this 2571-nucleotide messenger RNA. RefSeq lists its product as uncharacterized. The coding region runs from base 351 to 821 and encodes 156 amino acids. The transcript is spliced from 6 exons. Lineage: Eukaryota; Metazoa; Mollusca; Gastropoda; Lepetellida; Haliotidae. The record is from RefSeq and is a predicted model, not a curated record.
UAGAGUGAUCGCACCGACUGGGCCUGCCUUGACAUAUGAGAAAGUACAUUGGCAGAGCAUCUGAGCACAUACAAGUGGCUGAUGCUGCCAACUUUUGAUGUUUACGUGUUGUCAAAGAGAAGUUAAUAAGAGGUAAUUAGUAACCUCCGGAAUCCCUGGACAGCGGUGAUUUGACUGACCGAUUUCGCCAUCAACACGGAAGUAAUAUGCUAUCGACAAGGUGUGAGAAACACCUACAAACAUCGUAUACACGAAUGACCUGGAAUAUUGCUGUCUCUGUCUCAGUGUGGACUGACGAAAGAGAAUAGAGAGCCCGGCAGGUCCACUGUUAUUUUCCUUAACUCGUCAUCAUGGCUACUGUGAACACAGAUCAAAUUCUGCAAGAAUUGUUGAAUAUGGAAGUUCAGAUGCGUAAGAUGCUGUUAACCUUAGACACGAGUGUAACGGCUCUGGAAAUAACCCCAUCUGGAUCUGAACCGCCGGAGGUGACCCCCGAAAAGGUUGAACUCGUCUCGGACAAGAUCGGUUUGACUUUGAAGAACGUUGUGGCGCAGUAUAGAAAAUAUUUCUACCUAUUUCCACAGCGAAGGCAACACGUGACUCGGCGUUCCUUCCGUGAGGACAGCGGCUUCGGCAGUGGCAUAUUCAACGAUGAUCCUGCAGCGACCGAAGUCUGCGCUACACCCAUACAGGAAUCCCAGGAGACCACAAACACUGAGAAGAACUCAGCCGUAGAACACAGCGAGGGCAACGGCAAGGAGGUCGGCCCAGAGGAAACCUCGGCUACUGUACCCAGCGUCACGGAAGUGACCCACGUGUAGCCGCUCGUCACAAGCCUUGGACAGUAGACGUUACCAGCCCACGUAUGAACUCUUGCAGCUAUAUUUCAUCUCAACAAAUGUUGUUGAGGUCCUCAUGUACUGUCAUUAUGACAUUGGGACAUUUGUAUACAACCAUGAAUUGAGCAUCAUCUACAAUCACUGUAUCAUUAGGUAGAUUGGCGGGUGGAUUUGGUGAAUAGGCAGGUAUACUUCGGGUCAUUUAAUAUUCUAGGAGGAAACGGAGUGACUGGGUGAAUUUAGUUUUACGCCACUUUUAGCAAUAUUCUAGCAAUAUCACGUCGGGGGACACCAGAAAUGGGCUUCACACAAUGUAACCAUGUGGGGAAUCGAACCCGGGUCUUCAGAGUGAGGUUUUUACUUCCUCCUGGGAUACCCCGCCACCCCAGGAGGAACUGCCCCACCACCCGAGGGGGAACUGCCCCAUCACCCCAGGAGGAACUGCCCCAUCACCCCAGGAGGAACUGCCCCACCACCCAAGGACGAAGUAAAGUGGUGAUGUUGGGUGAAGUAAAUUUUCGAACGAAAAUGUUUUACGAAGGGGCGUAGGUAGCUUAGUGGUUAAGGCGUCCGUCUGUGACUCAGAAGACCCGGGUUCGAUUCCCCACAUGCGUACAAUGUGUGAAGCCCAUUUCUGGUGUCUCCCGCCGUGAUAUUGCUGGAAUAUUGCUAACAGCGCUUAAAAAACAACUCACUCACUCACUCAUGUUUUACGAAAAGUAAGAUUGUUCACCAGAUAAGUUAAACACAAUUACUUUACACUCGUGUUUUAGAGAACACAGUUUAGGUGUCUGGAAAUGUUGCGAAUGUCUGUCUCUCUCCAACCAAUAUCUGAAAAUAUUAAAUGGUUGUUACCUUAAAGCAUCCCCAAACCCACCGGCCUGUCUCCUUACAGGGACACAUACAUUAGUUAAUGCUUCAUACUCAUGAUAUAGGGCAACCGACCAGUCUGUACAACCUGGGACUGUACGGAACCUCAAAUCAAAGUGAAAGUAGACUGAAGUUUUGUAUGGAUGGGAAAGUGUGUUCACAGUAGGUUGUUGACAUAUGGAGACUCAGUUGACACAUGGAGCCUUAGUUGACACAUGGAGCCUCAGUUGACACAUGGAGCCUCAGUUGACACAUGGACCCUCAGUUGACACAUGGACCCUCAGUUGACACAUGGAGCCUCAGUUGACACAUGGACCCUCAGUUGACACAUGGACCCUCAGUUGACACAUGGACCCUCAGUUGACACAUGGAGCCUCAGCAGGACCAUGCUUGCCGUCACAUUAUAGCCGAUGGGAUUUGUUCACAGAAACAAUCAUGCUCCUUGACUGGUGCAAUAAACCCAUUAUAACCCACCCGUUGGACUGUAUUAGUUCCGUGUUCUCCCUAUGUAUAUAUUGAACACGGACUCGGGUGGCCCUUCAAACGCCCGGAUAUUUGCUCAUAUCUCCUUGCACGUUUAAAAUGUACAUAUGCAAUUUUCAUUUGUAUGAAAUUGAUAAAAUGAGUAAAAAUUGCUUUGUGUUUACAUGGCCUUUAAAUGUAAGUGCCAUGCAGUGUUUAUAUUUAAUAGCACAGAUUCAGGAUGGAAAUACUGCAUUGUUUGGGGCAUGUGAAAUAUGUUCCAGGGAAGUAUUGCUUAUUUCCAUUGAGGAUCGUAUGUCCCGACUGGGACAUGAUGAAGUACUGACACUAAACUAGUGCUCAAAACAAAGUAUGCAGUGUGUUUGACCAAACUUGAAAA